AUGAGACUGUCCACUCUUUCGAGUCCCAAGGCAUUGUCAGCCGUCUUCUUGGCACUCCUUUCCUCGGCCGAGCUGGCCCAGGCACGACCGGAUCCGAAGAUAUACUCCAAGACGGAAUGGUCCCACAACCGCGGCAAGAAAGUGGCACGCACCGCGAUCCGACGUGCCCUCGAGAAACACUCUGUCAAUGAGACGAUCGUGAGCCCUGGUUUCAACGGAGUCACACCAUAUGAGACUACGGCCCCAUACGAAAAUGUCUGGGGAGGGCUGGCAGAUGAAGAGGCUGCCUCUGUCAUUGCCUGGCUUUUCUCCCAGACUGCGCUCAACCUGACGGUCUCUGAAAAUGCCACGAAUUGGGACAACUCCAUUGUCCUCAUCGAAUUGCAAGUCCCUAACAAGACCGACGUACUCGCCCACAUUGACGGAGGCGCUGAAGCACCCGCUCGAUUUGCACACGUUGUUCUUGAUACCCGUGCUACAGUCGAUCCCUACUUCCAGGACCUUCUCGUCGGGCCGCUGCCCAUUGACAACACCACCACUUACCAGCCCUUGGAGUUUCCUCUCACGCGCAAGACCGAGGGCAAGGUCCGGAACCUUGCGGCAGACGAGGCCAGGUUGUACCCCGACUGGCUGUGGGUAGUCAGUGCCCAGGUGGCCGACAUUACUCUCGACCUUUGGAACGCCACUGCUCUUGGCCUCGAUAACGAUACCCUAGCCAUCCACGGCAUCGAUCCCAUGUGGCAGGACGAUGGCCACGUUGUGCGCUGGGACUGCUUCUCCUUUUACCCUGCAGGUCAGUUCGACACCUCGACCCUGCUGCCGACCGGACUGUACUUCAAGAGCGACGUGACGGGCCGCGACUCGAGCGAGUGGAAGGUCCUGGGCUGGCUCUACGACGACCAGUACUUUGAGACCACCGAGGCCUUUCGGGAAGCGUACUGGAGCGGCGCCCUGCCCAAGAUGCUGCCCAACGUCGAGGGCGCCUGGGCCCGCACCGACCCCAUCGACCCGGGUCUGCCCUACGACACCAGCUACCCGCCGACCAUGAUUGCGCCGUCGGGCCCGCGGUUCGCCGUCGACUCGGAGCGCAAGUACGUCGAGUGGAUGGGCUUUUCCUUCUUUAUUGGCUUCUCGCGCGACACGGGCAUGGCUCUGUAUGAUAUCCGCUACAAGGGCGAGCGCAUAUUGUACGAGAUUGGCCUGCAGGAGGCGUUGGCACACUAUGCUGCCAGCGAUCCCGUGCAGUCGGGUGUCGCGUAUCUGGACUCGUAUUAUGGUUUCGGCCCCUAUGCAUUUGAGCUUGUACCCGAGUACGACUGUCCCGCCUAUGCCACGUAUCUCAACUCGACUUUUUACGUCGACGAGACGACCCAUACACACUUGAAUAGCAUCUGUCUGUUCGAGUAUACUGCCGACUACCCGAUCCAGCGUCACAGUACCGCCGAUUACGUGAGCGCCACCAAGAACACGUAUUUCGCCGUCCGAUCGGUUUCGACAGUGGGCAACUACGAUUACAUGUUCACUUAUAGUUUCUUCCUGGAUGGCUCUAUUUCCGUCGAAGUCCGGGCUUCGGGUUAUAUCCAAGCCACCUACUCCACGACUGGCUCUGAAGACUUUGGAUUCAAGAUCCAGCAAGCGCUCAGCGGAAGUAUGCACGACCACGUGUUGAACUUCAAGGCCGAUUUUGAUAUUGCCGGGACCGACAACACGGUCCAGCUCAUGACCAAUGUCCCCGUCUCGCGCGUGUAUCCGUGGUCCAACGGCCAGGUCCGGAAUACAAUGCAGGUACAGCGGACUUUUAUCGAGGACGAGUCCGAGUCUCGCUUCAACUGGGCUCCCAACUCGGCCCAGCAGGUUCUGGUCGUGAACCAGGACCAGCCGAACCAGUGGGGCGAGUACAGAGGCUACCGCGUAGCCCCCAUGUCUGGUGGUCUUCACUUGACCGUGGAAAACUCUAGUGAUUUGGUCAACGCGGCUCACUGGGCUGAAUACGAUAUCCAGGUUACCAGACAGCACGAUUACGAACCUAGAUCUGCACACCCGUACGCUUCGCAGGACCUGUACAAUCCACCCAUUGAUUUCUCUGAGUUCUUCAAUGGCGAAAGCUUGAACCAAGAGGACUUGGUCCUGUGGUUAAAUCUGGGAAUGCACCACGUACCGCACACUGGAGACUUGCCCAACUCCAUGUUUACAGUCGCCCACGCCGGAGCAAUCUUCUCGCCGAGCAACUACUUCGACACCGACCAGAGCCGGCAGACAGUGAACCAGGUGCGCAUCAACUACGCCGAUGGGGCCGCAGCCGAGGUGCAGACCUUUGGGCAGAAGGAUGAUUCUUUCGAGCUCGACUUUACCCCCGUCGAGUACGACCUUUGGCAAUAUAAGGGCGACGUGGUGGUCCGCAAGUUCCCUUACGAUCCUAACAACCCCUUUUUCGAGACGGACGGCGAGUAA
Pestalotiopsis fici W106-1 is the source of this 2451-nucleotide messenger RNA. RefSeq lists its product as uncharacterized. Gene Ontology annotation, biological process: amine metabolic process. Lineage: Eukaryota; Fungi; Ascomycota; Sordariomycetes; Amphisphaeriales; Sporocadaceae. Gene Ontology annotation, molecular function: quinone binding; primary methylamine oxidase activity; copper ion binding. The transcript is spliced from 2 exons. The record is from RefSeq and is a predicted model, not a curated record. Gene Ontology annotation, cellular component: plasma membrane. The coding region runs from base 1 to 2451 and encodes 816 amino acids.